Messenger RNA from Poecilia latipinna (sailfin molly), 2328 nucleotides. It is a transcript of the gene anos1, whose product is annotated as anosmin 1. The record is from RefSeq and is a predicted model, not a curated record. The coding region runs from base 95 to 2107 and encodes 670 amino acids. Gene Ontology annotation, biological process: neuron differentiation. Gene Ontology annotation, molecular function: peptidase inhibitor activity; protein binding. The transcript is spliced from 14 exons. Gene Ontology annotation, cellular component: cell surface; extracellular region. NCBI's taxonomy places the organism in Eukaryota, Metazoa, Chordata, Actinopteri, Cyprinodontiformes, Poeciliidae.
GUUUCUCCGGCGGAGCUCGCGCGGCAGUGUAGUCUGAGCUCGUGGAGGGAUUAAAAAGACACCACCAGCAGCAGCAGCAGCACCAGCAGCAGCGAUGUUUACCGGGAGCCCGAGCGCAUGUGUGACCCUCUGUUUGUGGAUUACGGCCCUGACGAGCGUCUCUGCAAGGAAGCAGGACGACUCCUUCUUCACCGCCAGCGUUUACCGAGCGAGAUGCGCCUCGAGGUGCCUCAGCCUGCACAUCACUCGCAUCUCCGCGUUCUUCAAGCACUCACAGAAUAAUGGCUCUUUGGUGUGGUGCCAGAAUCACAAGCAGUGCUCCAAGUGUCUGGAGCCCUGCAAGGAAUCUUGGGACCUGAAGGAAAACCAGUGCCAAGAUUUAUGUGAGCCCCUUUUUCCCAAGAAGCACUACGAGUGUCUUACAAGCUGCGAGUUCUUGAAGUCCGUUGAGGGGGUGAAGCAAGGCGACUGCCCCGCGCCAGAGAAGGCCAGCGGCUUUGCUGCAGCCUGCGUAGAGAGCUGUGAGGAGGAUGGAGAGUGCUCCACAGUCAAAAAGUGCUGCAGCAACGGCUGUGGUCACACCUGCCAGGUGCCCAAGAAUCUCUACAAAGGAGUCCCUCUGAAACCGAGGAAGGAUCUGGUGUUCUUGGAGCAGCCUUCGGGUCAGCUGGAGAUCCGCUGGUCGUCCAAGUUUAACAUCUCAGUCGAGCCGGUCCUCUACGUGGUGCAGCGCCGUUGGAACUACGGCAUCCAUCCCAGCGAGGACGAUGCCACGGAAUGGCAAACGGUGGCCCAGACCGCAGAGGAGCGCAUCCAACUGGCUGACAUCAGAGCCAGCAGAUGGUACCAGUUCAGAGUUGCAGCAGUCAAUGUCCAUGGGACUCGCGGCUUCACUGCACCAAGCAAGCACUUCCGAUCCUCCAGAGACCCUUCGGCGCCUCCUAGCCCAACCAAUCUGCGUGUCACCAACGUGACUUUGGGCGACGAAGGCACGGUGAUGGUUCGUUUGAACUGGAGCUUGCCAGAGGAGCCUGAUAUUCCCAUCCAUCACUACAAAGUGUUCUGGAGCUGGACUGUGCCCUCAAAGUCGAUGGUUCCAUCCAAGAAGAAGAGGAGAAAGACCACAAAUGGGGCUCAGAGCUGGGUGGAUCUGGAGGGACUGCAACAAAACAGCAGUUACACUGUGGAGCUGCAGGCUGUCACAUACUGGGGACAGGUGCGCCUGAAGAGCUCCAAGGCCUCGCUCCACUUCAGUACCUCUCAGAAUAAUGAAUCAGCAAAAUCGACCCACAAGCCCAAGAAGGAGGAGAUAUCCCCUCUGGGCUCGACGUUGGCCAAACGCCCCUCUGGGCCUCUGGAAGUGGGCACACCCUUCUACCAGGAUGGUCAGCUCCAGGUCCGAGUCUACUGGAAGAAACGGGGAGACCCCACGGUGAGUCGCUACCACGUCCAGUGGAUGCCCGAGUUCUGCAGCCACAAUGAGACCCGAGGCCCAGAGAAAUCCGUCACACAGGAAAACUACAUCAACCUUCCGGGUCUGCUGUUCUCCUGCAAGUACAAAGUCACCGUUCAUUUGCUGAAGUCCAAGAGACGCUCCAAGGACGAGAGCACCACCUUCUUCACCCCGUCCUGCGCUACCAUCCGGAGCAAGACCCACAAACACAUCCCCUGUCCGGGGGAGGGAGCUUCAGUCCUUCCAAAGGUUCUGGCUAAGCCAGAAAAUCUGACGGCCUCCUUCUCCAUGAAUGACGGAAACAUAACGGGCAGCUUCCUGUGGCGCGUGUCCAGGGUGGCUCCUCACCAACGGAUCACAGGCUUCCAGGUCACCUGGGCGGAGAUCAACACUGAGAGCCGGCAAAACAGUCUGCCCAACAGCAUCAUAUCCCAGUCCCAGAUCCUGCCUCCAGAUCACAGUCUGCUUGUCGUAUCCAAUUUGCGGCCGACUACAUACUACAGACUGGAGGUGCAGGUCAUAACAACUGGAGGCGAGGGACCCGCCACUGUCAAGACCUUCCAGACGCCAAAUAUACAACCACUGGCACAACACCGACCCAGACUCCGGCAGCACCACUCUCAUCACCAGAAGCCAUCAUUGGAGAAACACUGAGUUUGCGCACCGAGGCAAACCCAACCCGACUGAGCGAAUCGACUGUGACUCUGUUCCCGUCAGCCAGGGAAGGAAUGCGUAGAGCCUCACAGAAACUCAGUUCGCCGGACCAUGAAGUGGACCACCCCACCUCCGCACUCUCUCAGCUCAUGAAAAAUGGGUCUAUCUUCUUCAGGCUCCACAAUGCAUCAGCUCCUUUUUAACCCCGACAACCCUCUCUC